This is a messenger RNA of Onychomys torridus (southern grasshopper mouse), 2054 nucleotides long. It is a transcript of the gene Lca5l, whose product is annotated as lebercilin LCA5 like. Lineage: Eukaryota; Metazoa; Chordata; Mammalia; Rodentia; Cricetidae. The coding region runs from base 44 to 2002 and encodes 652 amino acids. The record is from RefSeq and is a predicted model, not a curated record. Gene Ontology annotation, biological process: intraciliary transport. The transcript has 8 exons. Gene Ontology annotation, cellular component: axoneme.
UUUUAAAGUUGCCUGCGAUGGAUUGGUUUGUUUCAUUCUACUGAUGAGGUUGUGGACUAUGUCUCUGGCUGAUACAACAAAAGCACACACAAAUGAGCAUUUCCCCAGCCUGGCACUAGGAAGCAACAGGAGGUCUGCAGAAGGCAAGAGCAGCCCAGACGCUGGCAACCUGUCAAGGAACAGCAGGGCUUCCAAUGGGAGCGUAGAUUACAGCAGGUCUCAGUGCUCCUACAGAAGCCUGGCUUCCCACUAUGACUAUUCUGAAGAUUUUCUUUCCGAGUGCUCUGAAGCAACCACCAACAGAUAUCAGUCAGAGCGGUUUCUGGGGAAAGAGCACCAGAAGAGAAAGUAUAUUUCUAAAAUCCCCCAGCAUAAAGGCCAGAAGGACGUCCAGGCUGAGAAAAAGCACAUCUGGAAUUCUUCAUUUUUCAACUCUCAAAUUCAAACAAUUGCCAAAAGAAGAGACGCCAUGACACAUCGAAUAUUGUCAGCCAGGCUUCAUAAGAUUAAAGAGCUGAAGAACGAGCUAGCUGACAUACAUCGGAAGCUGGAAGCCACUGUCAUAGAAAACCAGUUUUUGAAACAACUUCAGCUUAGGCACUUGAAAGCUAUAGGGAAAUAUGUGAACUCACAAAACAACCUACCUCAAAUUACAGUGAGGCACCAGAAUGAGGUGAAAAGCCUACGUCAGCUCCUUCGGAAGUCCCAGGAGAAGGAGCGAACCGUGUCAAGGAAACUCCGGGAAACCGACAGUGAGUUGCUGAGGACCAAAGAUGCCUUGCAGGCCCUACAGAAACUUUCAGAAGACAAAAACCUUGCAGAAAGAGAAGAACUGACUCACAGGUUGACUGUUCUUACAGCCAAAAUGGAGGCAAAUGACAAAAAAAUACAGAGCUUGGAAAAACAGCUGAGGCUGAACAAUCGAUCCUUUGGUCGGCAACUGGCCAAAGAAAACCGGAAGACUUUGGCAGCUCAGACAGCGACAAAGACUCUGCAGGGGGAAGUGAGACAGCUGCAGCAGAAGCUUAAGGAGAAGGACCGUGAGCUGGAAAUUAAAAACAUCUACACUAAUCGAAUACUUAAAAAUUUACAUGAAAAAGAAGAUUACCCAAAAGUUUCUUCAACAAAAUCAGUACAAGCAGACAGAAAAAAUUUUGUAAAUAUGAGACACCAGGAAACCCAAAAGUCAGAUGUCCCAUCUUGGACAACAAAGGGUAAAAAGACAACAGGAAGCAUUGGUCAUAAGGAAAAAUCAACUGAAACAAGCCACGAAAUUUCUUGCUGUAUAUGUAAACUACCAAAGCAAGAGGAGCCUAAAAGAAAAUGUGAAGAUCUAUCAAAGGAGGUCGAACACCUAAAACCACAAGCCUCUCUGGAAAUUAUUAGGAGGCAAGAAGAGAAACGGGAAGAUCAAGAAAAGAAAGUCACCCCACCAGAAGGCGAGCCAAUUACAAGGGGAAGCGAGGCCCCCGCAGAUGCAGAGGGCGAGGUCCCGGCCAGGGAAGUGGCUGAGGUGGGCGAGGUGAUCGAGGUGGGAGAAGCCGAGGAUACAGAGCUCGGGCAGGGUGUUAGCAAGACCCCUCGGCCACGAAAGCACUACUCCUUCACCGAGGCCACCGAGAACCUGCACCACGGGCUGCCCACGUCCUGCAGGCAGGCCUCGGGCAGCCCACGCUGCCGCUACCACGGUGUGAACAAGCACCGCAGUGACCAGGAGCUGCGGCUGGAGUCUGCCGGCUACGAGCCCUCAUUCGGCAAGGCCGCCAGGGCCAAAGCCAAGGAGACGGCAGCGUUCCGGGACAAAAAGAACAGCCUCAUGGAGGAGCUGUUCGGCACAGGCUUUGCGGACAGGGAUGACCCCAAUGGCGAGUCGGCCAGCAAAGCCCAGCAGCUCGGGCCUGGCCAGGCCUCCGCCAGCAACGCCUUCGGGGACUCCAGAGCCACUGUGGUGCGGUCCAUCCAGGCCUCACCCACCGAAGGAAACAGGAAAACAGUUAUUUAAAUGCAGCAGUAGCCUUACAUUCUGGUUUGUAUACUGGUUACAUGCCUUUAAU